This is a messenger RNA of Pocillopora meandrina, 9070 nucleotides long. The record is from the annotation of a GenBank genome assembly. NCBI's taxonomy places the organism in Eukaryota, Metazoa, Cnidaria, Anthozoa, Scleractinia, Pocilloporidae.
AUGAGUACAUUACCAGACAUCGACAAGAUCGACGACAUCGUGGAGAUGGCAAGCACAAUGGCGACACUAAAAAUUCCGUCCAAAGGGCUGAAAACGUUGGACGAAAUGAAAGCAAAAGUGAAAGAGACACUCCAGUCGUCAGAGAAGAAGUCAAGUUGGACGGCAAAGGAGGUGAGAACUCUACAAUAUCUUUUAAAAAUACGGGCUACUAGCAAACUCAAUUUCACGACAUUUUCAGUACAAUGGCGGAAGUAUCUAGAUGUGACCCUUAAUAAAUGGUAGACGCAAACCAUAUCGUGAAAUUCAGUAACAAAUUGGUUAAUAGCUCUCUCGAUUCUAACUUAGCCAUCGUUUGCGAUUUAAUCCCAUGGCAAUCUAUUCAAUGAUGGCAUCUCAGAAAUGAAUAGUAAAAGAAGAAACCGUAUUUCCAUGGACGGAAAUCGUAGCAUUCACCCGCCAAAUGUUUCCCUAAGUUCAAACCUAGCAGUACGUAGAGCAAUAUAAAAGGCGGCUAAUUACUUAUUGAUACUUCCAUAAACGAUUCUUACAACUAAGUUAACAAAAUGAUUGAAAAUAAGAAAUUGUAAAGUUUUGCUUCCACAGUCAGAGGUUAUCAUGCAUACUAUUGUUCGUAAUUUAGGAAGCUUGAUUGAACAACGAUCGAGUCUCGAGGGUUCAAGUUGACGGCUCUUAGAACAUCGAGGAUUGAUAAAUUUUGGGAAAAUCUGCUUCAAUUUUGCUUUUUCCUUGUGCUUAGUGGUUGUAAUUCAAAAGCAUUUUAAACAUUUGGGAAAAUGUUGACGAUUGUAUCAGGUUUACAUUUCUUUAUUUUCUUAGAAAUGCUUGCGUAAUUUCUGUAAAAUAAAUGACCACGAACUUAAAGCCUGGAGUGACCUGAUGCUUUUCUACGGUAAAAGGAAGCCACAAAUAUGUUCUACUAUUCGAAAUUUUCCGCGAGGAGUUGGAGUUCUUUCCUGCUGUGGCUAAACAUCAAAAUUUGCUUUUGAUCACAUAAUACAUGCAUAUUUACAUAUGUAAUCAUGGGUAACGUACCGCAAACAAUAGCCUAUCGAUGGGUGCAUUGCGGUAGUUUUUGAGCUUAAACCAGCCUAAUGAAUCUAUUACCUAGAUUAAGCUGCGCUCAGAACAGCGAUGUGUAUCUAGAAGUGAUGUUAUUAUUAGCAAGAAUUUCCAAAAUGACUGUAAAACGGUUAAAUUAACGAAUUAGACCGAAAAGUAAUCUUUAAUUUACACAGGCGAAUGUUGAUGCACAGCAUUUGUUUCAUUUUGUGCCAUUUAUCAGGCCUUUUCAGUGUUGACGGAGGCAAAGAAAGAAGACGAGAGAAAACGAGCAACCUUGUUCAGUUUCUACGAACGCACGGAUGUUUGCUUGCAAAGUAUGGAUGGAAAAGUUCAUGCCCUUUUGGAACAGAACAUCGGAAACCUCAAAGAAAAAAUCGCUUCCCACAAACAAAAUCUGCUGAAAAGAGAGUACAUUGUUCUUGUUGCAGGUUUGUUAUAUGUAAACAAUUUGACUGCCAUUGCUUUGAAAUUUUUAGUUUCGCCAACUUCCUCAACCAAUAGACUUGAAUUCAAGACUAACAAAGAAAAAAAGGCUUCGUUCAGCUAUUAUACUAAUCCAGCCUCAACUAAUAAGAAAGCUAGUGAUCGAGCCAUAAAGUAAAUUAAAAGUAUAUUUCUUUGAGGGAAUUACUUUCAGUAUAUUUCAUCCUUCCUUAAUUGUGCUUUCGUGUAAUAUACUCCCUUAAGUAAUAUUAACUGUUUACACCCUAAGAUCAGUUUGCAUAUUCCCCAUACUGUUCUUUAUACAUUUCCUAAGGUACUGACAAGGAGACUUUGUUUAACAAUCACGAGCUCCUUUACUUGAUGAUCAUUUCCUCAAUUCCCAUGACCUGAAUAUGUGAAUCAGAGGUGAUCUUGUAAGGAGAAAUUAGAUGUUUGUCACUCUUAGGGGUUAAAGGGUUAACAGUGGGAACUUUAUUGCUAAUAUCUUCUAAUCAAACUUGAUAAUCACACGAAUACUUUUUCAAUUCUACGGAAACCCUGAAUCUCACAACAUUUAACUUUUAUUGAUGGACUAAAGAUUACUCAUUUAUUUAUUCACAAAUUUUCAAUUAUCCAAUUUGCUACUUGGUUCUUGUAUGUCAUAAGGGGCUCCACUGACCUGUCCUUUCACCUCACAACUUUUCCCAAACAUCCUACUCUUAGUACACAGGCCCCCCCAUUCAAACCAGGUUGUAGCUGAACUUGGCCAGCCUGGUUGAUAAUUAAAUACAACACACUUAUGAAAAAAUGAGUGGACAAAGUGGGAGUCUGCUGGUCCAGACCAACUAAGACUAUUUUUGAUAGUUCCUUUAAAGGAAGUCUGUCUUUUGAACGUGGCACAUAGUAUGGCCAACCUCGAGCUGCUAUCUGGGUGAAAGCUAUAUAAUUGUGGACAGCAAGAGGAACAGUUUUUUAUGAAAACAAAUUAGAAGAAGAAAGGAAAUUUUGUUUGGGAUUUCUGAUGGAAACGACCGGGGAAGAAGAUUCUCUUGUUCGACGUAACUGAAGUAGAAUCGACCCAUUCUUACCAAUGUUUUUUAUUUCUUCCCUCCCUAUUUCACCUGUUUAUACUUACCAGGCGAAACAAGUUCAGGAAAGAGCACUUUGUUAAAUCUUAUCCUUGGAGAGCAGCUUCUUCCUUACUCCGUUCUGAGUACCACAUCCACCAUCUGUGAACUAAGAUAUGGAGAAACACCAAAGCUGGUGGCGCACUUUAAAAACAAAGAAUUAGGGGAUAUCACAAAGACUGUCGUCUUAGACGAGCCAUCUGAAGCCUCCGAGCAGAGUUACCUUCAACAGAUUUCCGAAUUCGUCCACCUAAAGACUAACAGAGAAAAGGGCUCAGAUUACGAAAAGAUUGAGUUGUUUUGGCCACACAAUCUGUUGAAGGUUAGACAUGAGCAAGCUCAGUAACUAUUCGGGGUCUUAGAACUGACCUUUAGAAACAUAAUAUUGAUGUCAGCAAGCUUAAGAAUGUUCGUGCAUGAAUAUAUUUUACGAUAUAAAACUGUCUUUUAUAUUCCUUUAUGAUUGAAAUUGAUAUUAGGGAUGUUAGAGAAAUUUAAGGACUCCAAAUUUCUAACUUUUCCCAAAUCAUUUGCCAUACUGCAUAGUAACUGCUUGCACACGUUGUUAUUUGGAAUUCUACCUGGUUUUUGUUGCUGUUUUGUCACAAGAACUGAUUGUUGACAUCUCAAUUGGUUGUUGUCAUCUCAAAUGAAUAGUUGCACACAUCUCUUUUGAUGUAUCCUUAUUACGGUCACUAAUAAAUGAGUAACAGCAGUAUUGACUGAAAGUCACGUCCGACUAAAUUCUGAUGAUUAAUUCGGUUAAGGAUGUCAAAAUGUCACUUAAUAGGAACAGAUAUAGAGGACAUUAGAUUGAGAGUUGAGAGUAAUCCGGACUUAAUCUCGCUCUGUGAUUGGUCCAGAAAACUCAUGCUAAUUCAUCAAUCAUGCACAUUCAAAACCAAAGCCAACCGCAACUGACUCGCGCUUUCCCCUGCAAAGAGUUGUUCGCUUGUUUUUUCUUUGAGCUAAUUCUCUAAUUGGUUGUUGUGAUUACUUUUGAGUUUGGUCUUAUGACAACAAAUCGAAACGCACUCUAGAGAGGGAUACUCAAGGACAAUAUUUUCCUUCAAUGAAUGUGAAUAUAUGAAAAUCAUGUAUGUGAUCUGCGGAUUAAGAAAUGAAAAUGAAAGGGAUUUUCGCAGUAAUGAACACUUCUUAAGCAGUGGUGAAAAUAUGGCCUCAAGAAAAUUCAGGCCUGUACGGGAUUUCAAGAUUGAAGAUCGAAGCAAAGAUCGCUUUCAUAUUCAAUAUUUUGCUUGUUACAUCUUUUAGGAAAAUAUCGUAAUAGUCGACAGUCCAGGAAUUGGCGAAUCUACCAUCAUGGAUGACAUAGUUAAGGAGUACCUUCCAGAGGCUUUCGCAUUUAUUUACGUCAUCAAAAGUGACAACGCCGGUGGAAUACAGCGAGAUAGGGUAAGCCGGACACUUUAAAAUGCGAAAUGCAUUGACUUCUUAUUGCAAAAAUAAUUAAAGGAAAAAUGUGCUGCAAAACUCGUAUCAUUUUUUGAAUCCUUUAUUUUAAAGAUGUGUGAGAGUAACUUAAUUGUUCGAAAAUUUUCGUCAAAUGUGCCAGAAGAAGGAACUUAGCGAACAUGAGUUGCUCCUGCAUAGUGGUUACGCGAGGCAUUAAUAACCGUUUCAAAAAAGGGAAAUUACUGAACUAGCCAGAAAAAGUCGACAGAUAGCUGAUUCUGUCUCUUUGCCUUCAGGUGGAAAAACUUAUUGAACACGCCAGACAGAUAUCCCUUGACAAACAAAGGGAAUCUUCCUCAAAUUGUGCCCUAUUCGUUUGCAACAAGUGGGACCAGGUGCCGCCAGAAGAAACUGAUGAAGUUAAGAACUAUGUCGUGACGAAACUCACGCAGUGCUGGCCUUCUUUAGAUCCAGAAUCUCAGAUCAUUUAUAUGUCAGCCAGAGAAGCCAUUGAAGCUCAGAAGCUUGGAAUGGUCACGAAAGAGUUUGCUGAACUAAUGAAAAGUAUUAAGUCCAUGGUUUUGAAAAGUAUUGAAGCAAGAUUACAGAUUCAGUGGAGGUAAAUUGUUUUGAAUCCUUAGCAACAAAAUGAUUAUUGAAGAAGUGGCAUCUGUUGGAAAUGUCUUUUGGGUUCUGAGAAUAGGAAUGAAAAAAAUUUUCAUUCUGAUUGGCUGCGUGAAAUGCAUUUUUCAGGAAACAAAAAAGCAUAAGCCGAAGGUAAUUAAGUGCAUAAAAUGUUAACUUAGUGCGAAAAAAGCCAAGAAACUGUUCAUCCUGGCCAUGCUUUGCAUGAAUAAAUAUAGUGACGAAGUAUAAAAGUCAAUUGAAAAAUUUCCUUCAUUCUUAGGUGGCUUGACUAUCUUCUUGCUCGUAUGGCCCUCCACACGAAAGCGUUCAUUCGAAAUUCGUCCAAAGAUCGUAAAAAUAUGAUAGAUAGGAUGAUGUUUAUCACUGACCGACUUCAAAGUAUUGAGAGGCAGCAAGGCACAGUAAGCAAAGAGCUGCAGUCGUAUCUCGAAAAAAAGACAGACGACGCUGUGACUACACUGUCCAGAUACCUCAAGUCUGCAGAGGUUAUGCAGCAGUUUUCUUCGUGGACAUUAGAUGACGCUCCAAAGACUGAAGAAAACUGGGAACUGACUAGGAAUUAUAUCCAAAAGGCGCUGACGAAUCGACUUCAAGAAACGAUAGAAGAAUGGGAAGAAAAGAACCAAGUCUUUUCCGAUGCUCGCGCCUCUUUGAUUCAAUACUUUCAAGAGAGGUUCAGCUACGUCGUGGGUCAACUUCGAACGCUGGAGGAAUCUGUCCUAGCCGGAGAUGCUGCCAACUCAGCAGGUGGCCCGCUGGCAUCGGAUGACUUUAGCGUCGCCGAAAAAGUCAUCAUCGGGGUCACAAGUCCAAUUUGGGUUCCAGUUGGUCUGGUUGUCCUGGUGGUCAGUGUCCCGGUAGUUGGCGCCAUAGCAGUUAAAGAGAAGUUGGGAAACUGGAAUAAAACAAGACAGUACAACAAAGAUAAGUGUGCCUUUAUGGUAAAAGCUUCCCAAGAAUAUCUGAAUGAAGCAGCAAAAGAACAGCAACUAAAGUCAUUCGUGAUGGAACAGCUUAAAGAAGCUCAGGUUUGUCUUAAGCAGGUCUUAGAUCGGAUCCCUCAGCUCAUAGAAGCGGACAAAAUGUUGUGUCAACAGUUGAGAGAUGAGAACCGUUCUAAGAAGGAAGUAGAAGACUUCUACAAACCGUUACAAGAGAUGAGUGUGCUAAUAAGGGAUGAGAUGGCCCUGUUUGGCAUCAAAGAGGUCCGCAAAAUGGACAUUAGCUGCGACGAUCUGGAGUGGAAAGACGAUGCACUCCUUGGAGGUGGAGCGUUCGCUGCUGUUUAUCGAGGAAAAUUGAAGAUACGAGGAGACGAUAAAUCCGUUGAUGUUGCUGUGAAAGUGUGGAACGACGAACUCGAAGUUACUGUUAGUAACUUCCUUUCUGAAGCAGAGAUACUUAGGUUGGUUUUGUCAUUUUAUGGAUCUUGAGAUGUUAUAUUGUUUACGAAAGAAAUUCCAUUUGCUAAGACCUUGGGGAAGUACUAAAUAUAUUCUGGCGGGUAGCUGAUGUGGUAUUUUCUUAAACGUAAGAUUCUUUUCUGUUCAAGAAGCUCAUAGUAAUAAGAGGAUUUAUUUUUAUUACAUGAUGUCUUUCUGAAGCUUUCAGAACACUCAGAAUCUAGAUAUAUUUUAGUGCACAUCGGGAUAUUAAUUAGGAAAAACCUUUAUAGUGAGAUAUAUCACCAUUCAUUUUCCCAACCGUACCGUUGGAACUCUUAAGUGGUACAAGUAUCUGAUUGCUCCUUACAUCAUCGCCACUGAAUCGAGCAUUAAGGUCAAGAGAAUAAGGGAAUGAUUGCAGUAUCAGAAAACGUUUCAGAUAACAGUAUAGAGAAUAUGCAUACUGUCUCAAAAGUUUAAGCUGUUUACGCUACAUUUUCUUUAUGUAGGAAGCUGAAUCAUCCCUUUAUUGUGAAGUUCUAUGGUGCAGCACUGCACAAGGUAGGGGAGCGGUUGAAAGCAAUACUGGUGAUGGAGCUCUGUAAGGAAAACCUGAUGAGGUACAUUUUUCGGCGUGAAAGCAAUAUACCUGGAAAGUCGUCAACUGCUACAGCUGCGAGAGAUGUGAUCGGAUGGGCAAAAGACAUCGCCGAUGCUUUGGAAUACAUUCACAGACAAGGUAUCGUUCACAGAGAUCUCAAGCUGGAAAAUAUACUGGUGAGUUAAAAAUUGGAACUAAUGGUUAUCGUGACUAUUUAUAAUUGUAAUCAUCUUCGUCCUUCGAGACUCAUCUCACACUUCAUCGAAUUCUAAUUUGCUCGCCUUCACCCAGUUUAUAUAUAUAUAUUCAUUUCUAGUCGGCCUUUCCUGACGACUACCAAUUUCUAAUUUGACUCAAUUUUUUUAACAGUCGAAAUCUAUGGACUUUUGUAUUAAAAAUGUGUCAAAAAAAUGUUUAUCUAAUUUUCCCGCAGCUGUCGCAAGAGAAUAUUGUCAAAGUAGCCGAUGUCGGUGUUUCUAAAGAAGCCAAAGCGAUCACAGGUACCUUGGCGGGAACUCCUGUGUAUCUCGCUCCAGAAGUGAUCAAUUCCUGUUUGUACGAUUACAAAGCAGACAUCUACAGCCUCGGUAUAAUGCUCUGGGAGAUGUGGUAUGGUAACAGAGCCCUUCUUGACGUGGGAGGAAAUGUGUAUGAGUUUUUCGAAAAAGUGGUUGGGGGUGCGAGACCUACGCAUGUCGAAGGCUUAAAGAAGCCUCCAGCUGGUUUGCAUGAUCUGAUGCAGCGUUGCUGGGAAGAAAAACCUGAUAAUCGACCAGAUGCGAGAAAGUGUUGCGAGAGGUUGACUCAACUCUCUCAGGAAGUUAGCGCACCAUCUUCGUAAACACUGGUUAUUAGGCAACCACCUUGAAUUUGUUUACUUUUCAAGUGUAGACUGUUUUGGAGCAACAGUGAUUUAAAGUGUUGUAAGAUAUCCCAUAUGACUCUUAUAGCAAACAUAUUAGCCUCACCCGCGCCAAGUUUCCCGUUUCAAACUUAGUUCGUACAUCAUAGAAACCUAUUCUGGUCUCAGUCAGUACUAAGGACUUCUAUCGAGAUCAGUGUCAUUUAAGAUGAUUCCGUGAGGCCUAAGCGCACAGAUGUAGAUGGCUCCUCUGCUGCUUUGUCUGUGAGACGAUCUUUUUUUACGGUACAGUGUUGUCAGUCCAUUGCCCUGCUCUUAGCCUAAAAGUGGCUUCGUUAGGCAUGAAAAUUAACGCAAGAAGUGUAUACCUGUGAAAUACAUAGAUUCUUACGCAGUGAGUUGACGGAAUGCAGGAGUGGUGCGUGGCAGUUCUCUAAAUCUCUGCAGGAUGAUUGUUAUAAUAUGUAUACAAUCUUUAAGUCCUGGUGUUCUCUAGAUCUUGCAAGCAAAAAAGAGACUACCGAAAGUCUUAAUCAAGCGACCGUUCUCUUAUGUUAAAAAGGCAUAGUACAGUCAUAUUGUCAUAGUAUCGUUAACUGAUACAAACAUACAAUAGUUUCAAUGAUGUAGUAGAUUUCUUUUAAUAAGAGCUGGCUAUCAUGAGUAUUAAUCUCCUUAGGACCUAUUUUUUGGGGCUUUUGACAAAUAGUUGGCUUGUUACUAUUUUGAACGAGGAACAAGAACAAUAUUCUGAAGGCGAAUAUUGUUCUGUCAGCUUGUAUGAAAGCUUUUACCGGAUUUUAGAGUCAGUUUCACCAUCUGGUGUAAGACACUUGUAAUCGUUUACUCCUAGAAAAUUUCGUAUAAAGCAUUAUGUUUUUUAAAUAUAUACAUAAAAUAUGAUGCAGGAAGGUCAGAAAUCUCCUAUCUACUUCUAAAUAAUCACAGAAAUAGAGUUGUAAGCACAAAAAGGGUCAAAUGACGUGCACAGAAGCUCCCUUGCAAGUAAUUUCAAUACUGAGCAGCGUACAUUUUCAUGACGAAAUUAUGUGAUUAAACUCGGGAAGAGAAAACAAAGUCCCAUCAUUUUCAAUUAAGAAUUGAUAAACGAAGCAUUUACGAAGAUAAUUAGACUUACAUGUUUCUUAAGAUCGCAGACUGUAAAGGUCAAAUAGAGACGUAAUCCAGUUAUUUCUUCCAUCGAUCUUCCAACACCUUUUACUUAUAAUUUGAACUCUAUGGAUGAAAAAGUAGGAGCCCUUUUGGAACAGGACGGAACAGGAGAUCUCAAGGGCAAAAUCGUUUCUUACAAACGGAAUCUAAAAACGGAAGAAUGUAUGGUGUCCAUUAACCACCGUAGUUCCCUCAGCGAGGGGAGGAGCGCAUAUUAGAACGAGGGCACUUAAUCGAGGAAGGAAGAGGGGGCUUAUUAAGUUAGGGCAGAAAAAGGACAAAAAUCAAAAGAGUAAAUGACGCACAUAAAGGAACUCUGCACGCAAAUGGAGAUAGAAAUGGUUGGAACGGC